AAAUUCGCUGUAACAGAAACCAUUUUAAGUUUUAUACAACUGCGAAACAGUAUACGAUUGUUUUAUGCAUAGAAUAAAAAACACAAUGAUGAAUUUGAAAAAUUGUUUUAUGUUUUUAUAUUUGCUUGUGCAUUUGUAUACAGCAAAUGCAGGAAUUUGCGAAAAUCCAACGCUACUAGCCAAAAUUUACAAAGGGUGUUUAGAAGAUGGCAAAGGUGUUUAUACGGAUACAGUCAGAGAUUACUUAAAGAAACCAAACGUGCUCAAUGAAUUUAAAAUUUCUAAUUCGGAUGCCAAAAAGAUACGUGAUUCCGUGUGGGAUACUAAAAUGUCGCAAGAGGAAUUUAUAGCAUCAGUAACAGCAAAAUUUACUUUGGAGCAACUCGUUUAUAUUUAUAUAAGAGUAUAUCGUAUGGUUGAAGUAAAAAAAUCAAUAUCAGGUGUUUUAACACAAUACGUCUACGAAAAAAAUAAAGUUAACAAGAGAAGAGUUAAAAAGUAUUUACUGAAGAAACAACGUCGUUAUAGACUAAAAAAAGAGGAUAUCGAAAAUAUUACUGCACCAUUGAAGGUUGAUGAUAUGUCAUGGGAGGAAUUUCUUAGAUUUAUGGUUUUAAAAAAAUAAUGUAUACACUUUAAGCAGCCGGUGGUGGAUAUAAACAUUUGCAGCCUCUAGGGCUACAAAUUGACUACAACAUCCUAUCGCUAUUCGCUGUAUUCAAAAAGUCAAACUUUCUAAAUUAUUCAUUUUGUGUUUAUUUAAAUAAAAAAUCAAGGUAUAUGUAUUAAUUCUUAAAAUUCUAAAGGGUGUGUGUGUUUUUUUAAUUGAUUACUGUACUAUUUGUGUGAUUUCUAAAUUUUAUUUU
This is a messenger RNA of Adelges cooleyi (spruce gall adelgid), 866 nucleotides long. RefSeq lists its product as uncharacterized. The transcript has 6 exons. NCBI's taxonomy places the organism in Eukaryota, Metazoa, Arthropoda, Insecta, Hemiptera, Adelgidae. The record is from RefSeq and is a predicted model, not a curated record. Bases 65 to 625 code for a protein of 186 amino acids.